Molecule: messenger RNA, 1477 nt
Organism: Nicrophorus vespilloides
Lineage: Eukaryota; Metazoa; Arthropoda; Insecta; Coleoptera; Silphidae
Product: LIM domain-containing protein 2-like
Exons: 2
Coding region: 675-905 (76 amino acids)
Biological process (GO): actin filament bundle assembly
Cellular component (GO): actin cytoskeleton; plasma membrane
Molecular function (GO): actin filament binding
Source: RefSeq, a predicted model, not a curated record
UUUUUGUUGUUGUUCUUUAUUCAUCCAAGAUAUUUCGACUGUUAUAUUUGUUGUUGUUGUUGGUGUCUUUCCAGCAGAUUUUUUUUUUAAAUUGUGAAACGCUCCACGAUUUUUGGCGCCGAUCGAAAGAAAUCGUGGGGGGUGCGAAUUUUUUUAGAAUUUUUAUCGUAUGCGUUUCGACGAAGAAGAAAAGGAAGAAACGCAUUCGGCUCAUCUAUUAUAUAUUAUAUAUAUACAUAUAGUACACGUAUAGUGAAUCUCUUGUAUAUGUGACUGCCAAUUCCUUCCCUCUUCGACAGUCAUCGAUUUGUAAAGAUUUAUGUAAGCAGAGAGAAUUCAAAUCGAAGAAGGUUUGAUUGUGACCAACGCAGUGAAUAAAAUUUGAAAAAAAAUAAUAAUAAAAGAACGUAUUGCAAGAACCUCAAUCACGGUGCGAAUUUAGUUUGAAACGUAAGGGAUCGUUCAUCACCAUCAAUUGUUUUCUUACGGAACCACACAACUCAUGCAUACAUGUUGCGCAAGCUGCAAGAAUCUCUAAUUUUCUUUCUCUUAUUCAUUGUUCGCCCGUUUGUCUAUCUCUCUUUGUCCGUUAUUGUUAAUCAAUCGGUUUGUGGAAUUUAUGGAUGCGAAUUUAGGACACGACUAGCUCGUUGGAGUACUGCCAGGACUGUAAGAUGAAGGUGUACCCCUUGGAGAAGAUCUCCGUGCACGGGGCCAUCUACCACAAGAAGUGUUUCAAGUGCAUGGAGUGCCAUUCGAUUCUGAGGAUGGACUCGUACUCGUACAAUCAGGGUCUGCUGUACUGCACCCCGCACUUCAAGAGGCUAUUCAUCACCAAAGGGAAUUACGACACAGCCUUCGGAUUGGAGCAGCACAAGGAGAAAUGGAACGCCUCCGUGGCUUAAGACUAUAUUAGUAUUUAUUCCUAUUCCCGAAACCCAAGAUAUGAAAGAAACAAACAAAAGUAACAACUAUUAAACAACCAAAACCCAAUCCUCGUUAGAACAACUAACCCCCCCUUUUUUUUUCGAAUCUGAUUUUAACAGAGGCGACGAGUGCAACGAAACGACGACGAACACGAAGGGACUGAACACUUUGAGCAAACAAAGGUACUUAAUAUCCUUCGCCCAUUCGGACAAGAUCAAUCGUUGAUUCGAUUAAUAUAGAACUAUGAAAAUCGAAGGCUUCUAACUUAAUUAUAUAUACAUCAUAUAAAUAUUAUUUUUUGAUCUGAAUUGUAGAUCCGCGUUUCUCAAACUUUAUUAUUUAAAAAAAAAAUUAUCCGCAGUUGCCAACCGGCGUGGCAUCAUUUUGUUGUUCGAUAUGUAUAUUUUGUCGAAAGAUAUGGUCUUAACCAACUCAACUGUCCUAUUUAUAUGUAUGUAAUCUACCACUUAAAUUCGUUCGCGGUCUCCAUCCGCGGAGUCGCAGAUAAAGAGAGACAAUCGAUGAUGAGAUGUGGUCUUCCUUAUCGAGC